Messenger RNA from Pomacea canaliculata, 1793 nucleotides. Its product is annotated as ribosome-recycling factor, mitochondrial-like. Gene Ontology annotation, cellular component: mitochondrion. Gene Ontology annotation, molecular function: ribosomal large subunit binding. NCBI's taxonomy places the organism in Eukaryota, Metazoa, Mollusca, Gastropoda, Architaenioglossa, Ampullariidae. Gene Ontology annotation, biological process: translation. Bases 614 to 1540 code for a protein of 308 amino acids. The record is from RefSeq and is a predicted model, not a curated record. The transcript has 7 exons.
GGAAAACAAAACAAAUCCAAUUCAUGGAGGUCGUCGUUUUCAAACGAAUAAAUUCAUGCAAAAUAUCAGUUUUCCAAUAACUGACACAGCUUUCUCUUCUUGUCUCUUUAAAAGUAAUCCUAACUACUGAAUCUCAAGCCUCAUUCAGUCCUUGAACCCGAACCUCUAUAACCCAAAACAAUAAUAACCGACCAUGCUGCACCUGCCUAUGGUUUUUCGAUCGAGUCUCUUAUAUUUUACAGCAGUUACUGUCCUCCAUAUAUCUAGGAAAUAGGCAAGUCUAAGGUACACUUUAACUGAUAAAUAAAUAGCGAUUGAGAUUAGAUUUGCAAACCAAGCCGUCUUCGGAGUUGUAUAUCAUAUGAUACAUAAGGUGAAAGGUCAAAGCCGAGGCUCUCCAGAAAAGGCAUCGCUUUCAUACUUUCCAUUAGAAGCAUCCAUAACUAUUCAUUUGAAAAUGAGGUAUUCUUUCACUGACACGCUUUUUAAAGUUGACAUCUUUUUGCCACAAAAACCACAGAUGUCUAUGUAAGUAUGUGUACAGGAGAUCCUACUGUCAGGGGACGAUACUAUUGUCAAAGUCCCGGAGUAACAGUUCUUGAGCCAGAACGAAAUGGUGACCAAAAAAGUGCUCUCAUAUUUGCUUUCACGGACCCUUGGCCCAAACGCUGCACUCAAACACAUUUUCCAUCAUUGCAGCGCUUGUUAUGCAACUACUAGCGACCAUCCGUUUUCGCAAAGUCAACUUCAAACUUCAACGAAGGUUGUUUUGCCAAGUUUCCCAUGCCAGCAGUGGAAAACGAGAAGGGGAUUUGAAAUGUGUGUAACGAUACUCAACAACAAUGCUUCGGUUUGCAGUGGCAUUGUUUCCCCGCCAGUCUCCUGGCAUCUGUCUCGGAAUUAUUCUACUAAAAAAGACAAAAAGUCAAAAGUUGUAAAGGGAGGCAAGAAGAAAGUAGAGCUUACUCCAGAGGAGCUGGAUGGUGUGCUCGCUUUACCAAAGCUAAAAAAGGAAAUGCAAUCAGCAGUAGAGGAUUUUACACGGCAGAUAAUAGAACAGGUGUCCAUCAGGACAAACAUUGGUGUGUAUGACAGUCUUCAAAUACGAACACCAGAUGGGGUCUUCCCCCUCAUUCAGCUUGGGCAAAUUGUGCAGAAAAACCCAAAUUUGAUUCUUGUGAAUAUGGCUUCCUCUCCUCAGUACAUACAAGCUGUGAAAGAAGCUAUCGCACAGUCUGGACUGAAUGUCAACCCACAGCAGGAUGGAACCACCAUUUUCAUUCCUAUCCCCAAAGUAACAAGAGAACACAGAGAAAGCCUAGCCCGCAAUGCGAAGAUGCUGCAUGAUAAGGCAAAAGAGAAGCUCAGAGAUAUCAGCAACAAGUAUGUCAAAAAGGUGAAGUCUGCAAAGGAACACCACUCUGAGGAUAUUAUAAAAAGUGCUCAAGAUAUGGUUCUUGAUGAAAUGCAUCAAUUUGGAGAAGAGCUGGAUAAGAUCCUGCAUGCUAAGCAGGAGGAGUUGUUGGGAGGAAAGAAUUAAGCAGCCAUCCAAAGAAUCAUUGCAUUUUUCAACGUUUACAAAAGUGUGUUUUUGUAUUGCCACACUAGAAUGUGCAUGUUGAUAGGAAAACUUUUUGAUGUAGGUAUGGAAUGCCAAGUUGAAAGAAUCAUUUUAUAUUAAAAAAAAAUACUGUGUUUAGAUGCACAUGCUUCUUUGUAUUGAGGAUGUCUGUGUACAUGAUGCUGCAGUUGAAUAAUAAUGCAAAUUAGUUAACCUUUCAAAUAAAGAUAUA